AUGGCUGAUUCCUCUGUGGCCGCCAACGGCAACUCUCUUCUUGAGACCACAAAGACCAACGCCGCCGCCGCGUACCAAUCUGUUGCCAAUGGCCCCGUUGCUCAGAAUGUCUACGACCACACUCAGAAGGCUUCCAACGAGUUGUCCAACCUCGCUGCUUCCCGACGCACUCCUGCGACUCCCGCUGCCACUGGUCAGCCUCUGACUCACUACCACUCCUUCUUCUCCGAGCUCCUGUCAUGGAACAACCCUCGCGCAUCUGCCAUCGCAUACGGUACUAUUAUCUCUGCUAUUUUCGCAGCCCGCUACUUGGAUGUUCUCCGAUGGACCCUCAAGACUUCGUGGAUGGUCCUUGGUGUAACCAUCCUCGCUGAGGUCCUCGGCAAGGUCGUCCUUAACAACGGUCUGGCCACCCAGGUUCGCCCUCGACGAUACUACACAGUUCCCCGUGAGACUCUGGACGCCCUUAUUGGGGACGUUCACGAGCUCAUUAACUUCUUCGUCAUUGAGGCUCAGCGAAUCAUCUUUGCCGAGAACGUCGCUGCUUCCGCCGCCGCUUUCGUUUCUGCUUUCAUCUCUUACUACCUUGUUAAGCUCGUUCCCCUCUGGGGACUUGCCCUCAUUGGUACUACCGUUGCCUUUGUUGUGCCUUUGAUCUACACCUCUAACCAGGAGCUCAUCGAUGAGCAAAUUCACCACGCUUCCGAGCUCAUCAACACCCAGACUGCCCAGAUCCAGAGCGUUGCUUCCAAGCAGAUGGAGCAGGUUUCCAACAUCAGCAAGCAGUACGUCGGCGACUACAGCGGCAAGGUCCAGGACCUCCUCCAGGGAAAGACUCCUUCUCGCCAGAAGAUCGACAUGCCUCAAAACUCUAACUCUGCUAUCCCCGCUAAGCAGCCUCAGUUUCCCACUGCUCCCACUGACGAGCCCAUUAAGGCAGACCCUCCUCAGAUCCCCACUCCUGCCGCUUUGAGGGAGGAGCUGAAGGAGCCUACCGCUAUCGAUACCGCUGCCCCUGAGCUCCCCCAAGAGGAUGUUGUCCCCGCCAAGGAGCCCAUGCUCGCUUCCUAA
This is a messenger RNA of Fusarium coffeatum, 1071 nucleotides long. RefSeq lists its product as uncharacterized. Lineage: Eukaryota; Fungi; Ascomycota; Sordariomycetes; Hypocreales; Nectriaceae. The transcript has 5 exons. Bases 1 to 1071 code for a protein of 356 amino acids. The record is from RefSeq and is a predicted model, not a curated record.